AUGAGACUUGAUCUACAGCAUCUAUUUACAUUUUUCAUACUAAACAUAGCAUUGACAAUCUCCCAAACACCACAAGCAUUAACAUCAAAAAUAAAAGAAGUUGAAUCAUUAUUUACAACUCAAGGUCCAACAUCAAACGUCCUUGAUCAAUUUGAUUCAAUUAUAAAUGAAGUGAAAUCAAAUGUUUCAGAGAACUCACUGGAAUUAGAAAGAUCAUUAGCUCAAUUGUUAUUCAAAAGAGCAUUAAUUCAAAUAAAUUUGAAUAAAGAUAAUGGUGCAAUUAUAGAUUUAAAAGAUGUAUUAAAAAUUGAUCCAUUAAUGAAAACAGCAAGAAAUAAAUUAAUUGAUUUAUUAAUACAUCGUGGAGAUAUAGAAAGUUUGGAACAUUUAAUUACUAAUCAAGAUAAUUCACACGUACGAGAAAUUAUUCAAUUAUAUAAUCAUCAUUUAUCUACUGCUCAAUCACUUAUAAAUGAAGGUAAAUAUGAAGAAAGUAUUGAUGAAUUAAAUAAUCUUUUGAUUAUAAGUAAGUCUAAUUAUGAAGUAUACGAGUUAUUUUUGAAAGCAGUUUUGGAAAUUUAUAAAAUUGAUCCAACUAAACAAAUUAAAAUUAUUGAUGAAGAAAUGAAUAUAAAUAAAGUAGUGAUUAGGGUACUACAACAAUUAAUAAAAUUACAACCAGUGAAAAAUUUAAAAAAUUAUUCAAUACUAUCAAACUUCCUACUAUAUACUGGUGUUCAAUUUGAUCAAGCUUAUAAAACCGUCAAAAAUUGUUUAAGAAUGGAUAAUGAUUUUAGAGAAUGUGGAGAACUAUCAAAAUUUUAUUCAAGAUUUCAAAUUUUUUUACAACAAUUAGAAAAUUAUUCAAUUUUCAUUGGUCAUUUAUAUCCAAACUUACAAACAAAUGAUCAAAUAAAUAUGGAUGAUGAAGAUUUGGAAAAUUAUCAAUUUAUUUGGAAAAAUUUAAAUCAAUUUUUAUUUCAUGAUGAAUUGAAACUUAGUAAAGUUGAAAAACGCAAGAAUCUUAAAAUUAAAAACAACUAUGAGUACUUAUUACAAAAAGGUGAUGAAUUUAUAAAAGAAUUUACACCAUCUUCAAAACCAGAUGAAUUAUUAUUUAUACAAGAUUUAAAUAAGUUAUCAUGUGAAUCAUACAUUCAAAUAGGUUCAAAAUCAACAAUAUGUAAUAAGUUCAAAAAUAACCCAACUCCAUUUUUACCACAAUUAAUACCAGAAAUAGAUAAAUUAUUAAAACAAAAAAGAUACGAUCAAGUUGAUUCAAUAAUGCAAAAAUUCAACAAGAAUAUUCAAAAAACUUCACUUUUCAAACAACGUUACAGUAAAGUAGAAACGUACAAACAAAAACAACAUCAAGAAAGAAUGAAACAACAACAACAACAACAACAGCAACAAUAUCAACAACAUCAACAACAACAACAACAAAGAUUCAACCAGCAACAACAAUUUAGACAACAACAACCAAAAAAACCAGCACACGAUUACUAUAAAAUACUAGAUAUCCCAAAAGAUGCAGAUGAUAAAACUAUUAAAAAGGGAUAUCGUACACAAACAUUAAAAUAUCAUCCAGAUAAAUAUAAAGGAAAAGAUUUAACACCAGAACAAAUUGAACAAAAAAUGCAAGAUAUAAAUAAAGCUUAUGAAAUUUUAUCUAAUCCAGAAUUAAGACAAAGAUUCGAUAAUGGAGAUGAUCCAAAUGAUCCUUUAACUAAUGGACAAUCUCAACCACAAUGGGCAUCUCAAAGAUCUGGUGGUUUUGGUGGUAGUGGUGGUGGUCAUCAACAAUUUCAAUUUAAUUUUGGUGGUAAUGGCGGUGGUGGUGGUGGAGAUUUUUUUCAACAAUUUUUUGGAAAUAUGAAUGGUAAUAGAGGUAAUAAUAGAGGUGGGUUUGGUGGAAAUGCCAAAUCUAAUCCUUUUGGUGGUCAUCAUCAAAAAGUUAAGAUUAAAAAGAAUAAAAAAAAUACAUAA
Lodderomyces jiufengensis is the source of this 1986-nucleotide messenger RNA. It is a transcript of the gene JEM1, whose product is annotated as Jem1p. Gene Ontology annotation, molecular function: misfolded protein binding; protein-folding chaperone binding. The transcript has a single exon. Gene Ontology annotation, cellular component: endoplasmic reticulum. The record is from RefSeq and is a predicted model, not a curated record. Bases 1 to 1986 code for a protein of 661 amino acids. NCBI's taxonomy places the organism in Eukaryota, Fungi, Ascomycota, Pichiomycetes, Serinales, Debaryomycetaceae. Gene Ontology annotation, biological process: protein folding in endoplasmic reticulum.